AUAAUUAUUUAUUUUGAAGUUAAUAUAAGAGAAAUUAUUUCAAGUGACAGAAGUAGAUCAUUACUGUUUAUCAUAGGAGCUUAUACAUGAUACUUCUAAGCAACAAUAUCAAAAGCUUUUCUAAGAUCAAUAAUGGAAUUUUUAGUAUGUGAAAGAAUAUUUAUCAAAAGUCAAUCUCUGAAAAAAUUAGAUAUCAGUGAUAAGUUGACUAGAUCACUUCUUUCUACACAAACACAACACGAAUGGAAUUAUUGAUAUUUGCUAAUAUCAUUUUUGUUUUCAAUUUUAUCACGAUUUUGACGAAGUUUCCUACACUCAGAUUGGCAAACUAUUUAAAUAUUUCUGAUUUUAUUACUAUAAUCAAUUCAUAUUUAACGUCGAUAUAUUUUUAAAGAAAAAGAAACAAAUAAAUAGAUAAAUAUUAUCCAAUACGUUAGUCUCAAUCUAAAAUCAUUUUUCUAAAACAGAAUCCACUAUAAUAUCAACACCAACAUCACCGACUUCAAUGUUAUCAAAUUCAAUAUCAUCAUCAAUAACAACAACAUCAUCAUCAACCUCAGCGUUAUCAAAUACAAUAUCAUCAAUAACAUUCACAACAAUUACAUCAUCAGCAACAACAACAACAACAGUAAUACCGAAAUGGACAAUAACGGGAAGUAUGAACGUUGCACGACGAACACACACAGCAUCCGAAUUAGCAAAUGAAUUAGUAUUAGUUACUGGUGGACACAACAGCGGUGGUAAUCUCAGUAGCACUGAAUUGUACAAUCUAUCAACAGGCACUUGGGCAAUUACAGGAAACAUGAAUGUCGUACGACAACGUCACACAGCAUCCACAUUAGCAAAUGGAUUAGUAUUAGUUGCUGGUGGAUCCAGCAGUCUUUUUAACAUUCUCAAUAGUGCUGAAUUGUACAAUCCAUCAACAGGCACUUGGACAAACACAGGAAGCAUGAAUAUCGCACGACGAACACACACAGCAUCCAUAUUAGAAAAUGGAUUAGUAUUAGUUACUGGUGGAUCCAGCACUCUUAUUAAUGUUCUCAAUAGUGCUGAAUUGUACAAUCCAUUAACAGGCAAUUGGACAAAUACAGGAAGCAUGAAUAACGGACGAUCUUAUCACACAGCAGUCACAUUAGCAAAUGGAUUAGUAUUAGUUGCUGGUGGAUUCACAGGUGCCAGUUAUCUCAAUAGUACUGAAUUGUAUAAUCCAACGUUAGGCACUUGGACAAAUACAGGAAGCAUGAAUAACGGACGAUCUUUUCACACAGCAUCCAUAUUAGCAAAUGGAUUAGUAUUAGUUACUGGUGGACAGACCACCGGUAAUGUUAUCCUCAAUAGUGCUGAAUUGUACAAUCCAAUGACAGGCAUUUGGACAAAUACAGGAAGCAUGAAUGUCGCGCGAUAUGAUCACACAGCUGCCACAUUAGCAAAUGGAUAUGUAUUAGUUAUUGGUGGACAGACCACCGGUAGUGUUGUCCUCAAUAGUGCUGAAUUAUACAAUCCAUCAACAGGUAUUUGGACAACUACAACAAACAUGAGUAUCGCACGAGAAUAUCCUACGGCAUCUACAUUACCAAAUGGCAAAGUUUUAGUUACCGGUGGAGAGAGUAGUGAUGGUGUUUAUCUCAAUAGUGCUGAGCUUUAUUAA
Molecule: messenger RNA, 1648 nt
Organism: Adineta steineri
Lineage: Eukaryota; Metazoa; Rotifera; Eurotatoria; Adinetida; Adinetidae
Source: the annotation of a GenBank genome assembly